Molecule: messenger RNA, 1506 nt
Organism: Bacidia gigantensis
Lineage: Eukaryota; Fungi; Ascomycota; Lecanoromycetes; Lecanorales; Ramalinaceae
Exons: 2
Coding region: 1-1506 (501 amino acids)
Cellular component (GO): P-body; CCR4-NOT complex; CCR4-NOT core complex
Molecular function (GO): poly(A)-specific ribonuclease activity; nucleic acid binding
Source: RefSeq, a predicted model, not a curated record
AUGAAAGCCGCCAACAGAUACGGCACUCAUACCCCUCAAGGCGCCUUCUCUCAUACACAACAAUUCAAUCUCCCUCAUCGAACGCCUCAACACCAGGCCUCCAAUUCAUCCGGCCUUCCUCCCCCAAGUCUGAGCAACGCCUUCGCAUCCGGUGCCGCCAACCCAUUCGCACCAACAGGCAAUCUUAAUGGCCUAGCAGGAGGCUUCGGGCCCAGCUUCAAUGGCAAUGGUACAGGCCUUGCUAGCCAGGAAGCGGUCAAUCGUUUUCACGAUGCAGGGCAGGGUCAGAAUAAGCACAUGCGGAGAAAUAAGGGCGGGUCGAAGUCACAGCAGGAUCUAAGGAUACGGGAUGUAUAUGCAAGUAAUUUGAAAGAGGAGAUGGAUUUGCUAGAACAACUAGUGGACAAGUACCCAUACAUCAGCAUGGACACGGAGUUCCCAGGCAUUGUCGCUCGGCCAAUGGGCGCCUUCACAACGAAAGCAGACUACCACUAUCAAUGUCUCCGGUGUAAUGUCGACCUUCUUAAAGUGAUACAGCUCGGCAUUACCAUAUUCGACAAAGACGGGAAUCCUCCGCCUGCCAAUUUCGCAGAUAUAUCCGACAUCCAAAUUCUCAACUACUCUCAAAAUCUGAAGCCUUGCCCCACGACAUGGCAAUUCAAUUUCAAAUUCUCACUCGAAGAGGAUAUGUACAACAAUGCCUCCAUCGAUUUCCUUGUAGACAUUGGGCUUGAUUUGAAGAAGAGCGAAACAGACGGUAUAGAUCCCGCAAAGUUUGGGUCGCGUCUCAUCACGUCGGGCUUAGCAUACUUCGAAGACGUGCGAUGGAUAUCGUUCCACUCUGGUUAUGAUUUCGCCUACCUUGUGAAGCUCAUGAACCAAAACGAAUUGCCCGAAGACGAGACCGAAUACCGCAGGUUACUCAAGAUUUAUUUCCCCUGCAUAUACGACAUCAAAUUUAUGAUCCAACACGCUCUGCGAACACAAUCUGUGAAUGACCAGCCCCUCUCUCCUGAAGCCGUCAACAUCCUCAACUCCUUCAACCAAACAAAAGGUAGUCUACAAAGCCUCGCAGACGAACUGCACAUUCGCAGAGUCGGCACCGCCCACUUCGCAGGUUCAGACGCCCUCAUUACAGGCAAAGUGUUCUGGGAGGUGAAAUCAAAGAUCUUCGGUGGCCAAAUCAAUCCCGAAAAAUACAUCGGUCAGAUCUGGGGCCUGAACCUCUCCGGCACUCCUCUUUUCUCGCCGCAAAGCGCAGGUGGAUUUGGCCCGAACGUAGAGGGUCAAGCAAAUACUCCGAAUCUGAAUGGAGCUACGAUCUACAACAAUGGUGUGCAGAAUCAACCUCAGCCACCGAGUACGCCUGCAUCGACGCAUACGGGUCUCGCAAGCACGCCCAGUCAGCAGAGACCAGAUACGGCUGGGGCUGGAGGCGGACUGGGAACGUUGACGCCUGGAGGAGGUAGCGGCGCCUUUGGAUCCUUCAGAUUUGGGAAGGGUUGA